GGGAUGUUAGUGGAAGUGUCCAGAAGGAGCGCCGCGGUCGUCGUCGUCACCUUCGUCGGGAACCCUCGCGAACGCUCUCCACUCUCCCGAUCGGCAUUCCGCCCGCUCCGCAUAAAUGGCGGCCUUCCUCCUUCCCUUGGUCCCCCUCCCCACGAUACAGAAGAAGGCAAGCAACGCGCUCGCUCGCGACCGACCGACGACGACGAACUGGGAAAGGCGGACCGCAUCGCGCGCCGGUAGCUGACUUCACUCGGCCCCGUGGAGAUCCGAAGGUUUUGGUGGGCUGUUCGUCUGGUGUAUCUGCCACAUCGGGGGCUCUUCCGCUCUGCUGGUUCUUCUGUCUCCCCCGCCGCUGUAUCAGCCGUAGAUCCUGUUCAACAGGUCUAGGCAUCUAUCAUACUAGUAUAUAAACUAGUUAAUAAUGUAUCCAGCAAACCAGUACAUGGAUCCAUACUGUUCACAUUACAGAAAUCAUGUUCCUUACCCAUAUUAUCCUCCUCCUGGGUGUUGGGAAGUUGGUCAUCCACGUAUGGCAAUGGACUUGUCCAGUCGACUACCGAGCUAUGGACCUUGGCCAUACAAUUCUACCAUGAACCAUCUGCACCCUCCAGAGUUCCAUAGCUGCUGCAACCACACAUAUCCUCCUGGUUACAGUUUUAGGCCACCAUCCCCUCAAGAAAUUCCCCCACCUCAUCUGUAUUAUCAUGGUCCUUUUCCACAUCACCCAAAUACCUGCCCUUCUUACUUUGCGCCACCACCUCCGUAUCCUGUCGAUCAGACAACAUAUGGCUAUGACAGGUUCAAGAGCCAUUGCUGUGGAUGCCCAAACCAUAGUUGACAUGGAGGCGAGAGGAGCAAUGUGAAAAUUGAGGAGGAGAGGCCUGACAGUGAGCAGAAGGACACCGGCAGUUUUGGUAUAGGUCGACAUCCGAAUUACGAAAACCAGGCUAUGUGGCUUCCUUCCAGCAGAACGGAAGAUAUGGAGAACAAAAAAACCAUGGAAUUUCCACCUCAGUUCUUUAAUGGAUGGAUUCCUGUUAGUGGUAAAAGGACAGGGGAUGUGAAGCAACAGGAUAAGGACGAUCAGAAAUCAAAGCAAUUUCAGUGGCCAAUAAUUUGGAUGCCAGCAGGAUAUGAUGAGAAAAGACAAGCUAAAGAGCUGAAGGAGAUGGAUGAAAGCCCAAAGAUUUCUGAAGAAUCCCCUCCAUCACCCAAGAUCAAAAUUAUUCCCUUGUCAUGGUUUGAAGAUGGUCAUAGUGAUCAGAAGCCAUCUGUCAAGGAUGAAUCGCAUCAUAAUGAAAGAUCAACAUUGAAAAAACAGUCUACAAGCACUGAGCAUCAAGAUGGUAGGGCAAUAGAGAAUAUUCAACUUAUGCCUAAGAAAGUAAGCGAAGAGAAGAAGCCCAUUAGGGAAAACUACAAGACAAUUCCAGUCAUGCCUAGGCAUGAGGAUGAAGAAAACAAAACAGCUGGUGGCAAUUACAGGACUAUUCCUGUUAUGUCUGUGAAAGAAACCGAUGAUAGGGAGGCUGAUGUAAGUGUGCAAAAAGGUGGAAAGAAGAUCAACAGUACUGAGAAGGAAGAAGAAAAUGGGAAAAGAAGCAAUGAAGGAACAUCAAAAGCAAAGCAUUCAAAAUUGCCUCCUGUAUGCCUGCGGGUGGAGCCUUUGCCCAGGAAGAAAUCUGGAAAGGGUUCUUCAAGGUCUCCCAGUCCACCAACUAGGAAGGAUGGAGACAGAGCCAAGAAGGAACUCAAAGAGGCUCAUAUCCAAAAAGAGGAGACUAAACAGUCGGAUCCAAAGAAAGAGGUAGCCAUAUCUGAAGUUCAAGAAAAAGCACCUGCUGAAAUGAAUAAAGAGAGGGCAUAUAGUAAUGAAACCAAGCAAGCUGCCUCUGUGAAACACAUGCAGGAGGAACAAGCUUCCACGAGUCUGGAUGAUCAGAAGGUGCAAGCUACUAGAGUCGAUUUCAAUGCUCAAGAAAAUGCUGGUCAGAAGAAUUUGCAGGAAUCUGAGAAAAACACAGAGCACAAGAUAAAAAUUCAAGGUGAACCUGCAAAAGACAAUUCUAAUACGUCCAGAAUUAGCUUUUCAGAACCAGAUGCAGCAGUUUGUAUUCAGUCUGCAUACCGGGGGUAUAAUGUGCGAAGAUGGCAACCUUUGGAGAAACUCCGGAUGAUCAAGAAUGUAAAUGAACUGAUGAUAGAUCUGAAGAAGCAGUUGCAAGACCUUGAAGCUUCUUCCAAGCAGUUGAGUGUUAAAGAGCAAGUGACCAUCAAUGAGACUAUCAUGAAUUUACUCCUGAAGCUUGACACCAUUCAGGGCUUGCAUCCAAGUGUAAGGGAGGCUAGAAAGACUGUUGCUCGAGAACUAAUUAGUCUGCAGGAGAAGCUUGAUUCUUUGUGCAAGCAACCAUCUAGUGAAUCUAAUCAAACGGAUGGUGAGCAAGAGAAACCAGAGGUAAUGGAGAAUACUUUCCAAAAUACAUCUCCUGUCUCAGCAAUAGAAGCAUCUGAACAACAGGAAAAGGCUUCAGGAGUGGAUGAAGAACAAGGUCCGUUCGUGAUUGACUCUAAGGAGUUGAUAAGUGAUGCAGUUCCAUCAGUAGCUUCCACGGGUACAACACAAGAUGCCCAUUCUAAUGAUCAUAUAGAAGAUUCAAAUACUACCAAGGAAGAAAUACCUAAUGAAGGAAAAGCUGCAACACAGUGUGACUGUCAAGGAGACCCCUCAAUGGAUAUGAUAGGUGAUGUAGCUUUGUUGGGACAUUCCACUGACCAGAAGCACCAAAUAGGAGAAUCAAAUUCCAUUUCAAGUGACAAAUCGUAUGAAAGAGAAAAGGAUGAAGCCUGGGUUGGAGGACAGGAAAUACCAUCAGGGGACCACAUGGAACCAUUACAUGAUGAAGCUUUAUCAGAGAGCUCCAAUGAGCUGGAACAGUGCACAACUAGAUCAAAUACAGUGAUUUCUCCUAUGGCCACUGACAACAGUACAAUUCAUGUGGUUGCAACAUCUGUUGAAAGUGGUAUGGCAGCUGACAAAGGCAGUCCAGUUGAAGGUCAGGUGCCUGAAGCUGCAGCUGUAGAAAGCUCAGAGUCAGAACAUUAUGUUGCUCCUGCGGAAGAAGGUCAGUGCGAAGAACCAAAUGCUCAAGGUGUUGAUUUGGAGGAUUCAUCAGUAUCUUUGAUGAAUGAAGGGCUGCAGGAUCAUGAUCCAGCUCCUUCAGGCUGCACUGGUAAACCCAAUUCAGCCGAGCAGCCAGAAACAGCUAGCGAUGUGAAUAUGGAGCAACAAGUUGAAAAUGUGGGUAUCACACAAGAUGCAACAGAAGAAUCUGAUGCUACACCAGUGGUUGGAAUGGGCCAUGUUAUCUCUGCAGACACAGAAAAUUAUGUGCAGUCUACCUUGCUGCAAACAAUAUCAGAAUUGCAACCAACAACAGAACAAGAUGCCUUGGAGGAAGCAGUAGCAGCAAACAAAGGCAUGGUUUCUGGUGAUGAAGAUGAUUCAGUACUUUUUGGUAAACAAAAUGGAUCCGCUGCUAAUCUGCCAGGUGAUUCUGCAAAUGCUGAAGAACCCCCUAUUGAGGCACUGGGAAUGGAAGUUGACAUUCAUGAGAGCACUCUUAGAGAAAUGAAGGAUGAUCCUAUUUUCCCAGAGAUGAACGGCUGUGAAUUACCAUGUGAACAAGGUGGUAUCACAGGUCACGAGGAUUCUGAAAUCUGUGUGUCACCGGAGCACCAAGCCAAUGUGCAUAAAGAGUUCUGCAGUGAUGAUGGCCGUUGUGCGGAUGUGCAGGUGCCAAAGGAAGGUGAAUGCAAUAUAGUGGGAGCUGAUAAUCUGAAAGAAGAUGUUAGCGUGCAGACUGAGAACAUGGCAUCUGAAGAAGCUUCUCUGGCUUCUGGAACUCCAGAUGAUUUGAAAGUUGACAACAAGGUCCAUGAAGAAACUUCAGAUUGUGUGACUCGUAAUGUUUCAAAAAGUGACAAUGAGAAUAAACUUGCUGAAGAAAACCAGAGGCUGAAAGAGAUGCUGCAAAAGCUUCUUCCGUCUGGCAGCGAUCAGAUGGCAGUUAUCACAGAACUGAGCGAGAAGGUUAAGACACUUGAGCGUAAGCUGGCGCGCAAGAAGAAGCCAAAGGUGAGGGUACACAGACCAGCCAGGCAAGCAGCGGCCAAAGUGCACUGAAGAUAAAAUCUCUGAAAUCCACUGGAUGAUCUCUCUGAAGCUUGAGAUCGUGUAUUGGGAUACCAUGUAGAUGUCGUAUCCAAGUUUUUACGAAGUUCGAUGUACAACUACCACGUGUGUACACAACUGUGCGUGACAGCAACAGUGUUGGUUCUAUGUGUUGGAGAAUGUAAGAUCAUGCCUGUGUUGGGUCCUUGUAAUCCUAAUGUAUCCUAAGUUUAAAACAGAGUAUCAUCAAAAGGGAGCUGCAUGUUUUCCU
This is a messenger RNA of Oryza brachyantha (malo sina), 4445 nucleotides long. Its product is annotated as BAG family molecular chaperone regulator 6. The transcript is spliced from 7 exons. Gene Ontology annotation, cellular component: plasmodesma. The record is from RefSeq and is a predicted model, not a curated record. Gene Ontology annotation, biological process: protein folding. NCBI's taxonomy places the organism in Eukaryota, Viridiplantae, Streptophyta, Magnoliopsida, Poales, Poaceae. Bases 950 to 4186 code for a protein of 1078 amino acids. Gene Ontology annotation, molecular function: protein-folding chaperone binding.